UUUUCAGUUUGGAAUAUGUUGCGAAUUCUUGCGAUUGCCACAAUAUGUGCGACUGCUCAGCCGAAUGGUUUAACAAGUCUGCCGGAGCGCCAACCCUUUACAUCGGACUUCUUCUUCCGUCAACUUUUCGAUGAGGAGAGCAGUACCUACAGCUACUUGCUGGCGGAUCUGAAGACUGGCGAGGCCGUGAUUAUCGAUCCUGUGCUGGAGCAGGCCAAGCGAGAUGCCCAGCUGGUCAAGGAGCUGGGCUUCAAGCUCAAAUAUGCCAUCAACACACACAUGCACGCGGAUCAUAUCACGGGCAGCGGCUGGUUGAGGGAGCUGACUGGCUGCCAGUCGAUGAUUGCCGCCGCCAGCGGAGCCAAAGCGGAUCUGUAUCUGAGGGAGGGCGAUCGUAUUGCAUUUGGAAGCCAUGUCAUUGAUGUCCUAGCCACUCCGGCCCACACCAAUGGCUGCAUGAGCUACGUGAUCAAGGAGCAGGCCUGCGUCUUCACUGGCGACACGGUUCUGAUACGCGGCUGUGGACGCACAGACUUCCAGGAGGGCAGUUCAGAAUUUUUCUACGAAAAUGUCCAUACCAAAAUCUUUACACUGCCCGAUAGCUAUCGCAUCUAUCCGGCUCACGACUACAAAGGACAACUAGAGAGCAGCGUGUGGGAGGAGAAGCGCUAUAACCCCCGUCUGACUAAGGAUCUGGAGGAGUUUAUUCAAAUCAUGGAUAAUCUUAACUUGUCAUAUCCCAAUAAGAUAGAUGUCUCGCUGCCUGCCAAUCGAGAGUGCGGAGUCUACGAUAUACCAAAGGAGUAGUCCAUUAACAAAAAUAUAACGUUAAUUUAAU
Drosophila miranda is the source of this 838-nucleotide messenger RNA. Its product is annotated as persulfide dioxygenase ETHE1, mitochondrial-like. NCBI's taxonomy places the organism in Eukaryota, Metazoa, Arthropoda, Insecta, Diptera, Drosophilidae. Gene Ontology annotation, biological process: hydrogen sulfide metabolic process; glutathione metabolic process. Gene Ontology annotation, molecular function: sulfur dioxygenase activity. The coding region runs from base 16 to 807 and encodes 263 amino acids. The transcript is spliced from 6 exons. The record is from RefSeq and is a predicted model, not a curated record.